UGUGAGGUUCGAGGCAUGGACGAGAGGAAACAAAAUAUAGUGAGAGUGAAAACUGUUGUUGUUGGAGACAGUGGAGUUGGAAAAACCUGCAUGUGUAUAAAAUUCACUACAGGUGAAUUCCCUCCAGAUUAUAUUCCUACAGUAUCUGAAAAUUACUCAGUCUACGGUGAAGUUAACGGACAGUCAUAUGAGUUGCGACUUUGGGAUACUGUAGGAGGGGAAGAUUAUUACCGGAGUCGUCCUCUUAGCUAUCCAGACACCGAUGUUUUGAUUCUCUUAUUUGAUGUUGCUGGUAGCCGUGAUGAUUUUGAGGAGAUUCAUUCUCACUGGUGCGGUGAACUGCAAUACUCAUGCUCUGAUGUCCCUAUAAUUCUUGUUGGAUCAAAAAUAGACUUGAGAGACAAUGGUCUCACUACAAUUUCAACUGUCGAGGGUGAGGGAAUGGCUAAAACGAUUGGGGCUGCAAAAUAUAUGGAGAUAUCUUCAUUAAAGGAUAAAGGUGUGACUGAGUUAUUUGAAGAGGCUGUCAGCAUUGGUCUCCACUACAAUACCACAGUAAAAAGAAAGAAGAAAAAGAAAUGUAGUAUCAUGUAAUAUUUCCCAACGUUUAGCAGUUAAAUUAAAUUGUGCAGAAUAUUGAUUGUUCACUCAGGCCACU
Bolinopsis microptera is the source of this 658-nucleotide messenger RNA. Its product is annotated as cell division control protein 42 homolog. Gene Ontology annotation, molecular function: GTP binding; GTPase activity. NCBI's taxonomy places the organism in Eukaryota, Metazoa, Ctenophora, Tentaculata, Lobata, Bolinopsidae. Bases 16 to 594 code for a protein of 192 amino acids. The transcript has a single exon. Gene Ontology annotation, biological process: small GTPase-mediated signal transduction. The record is from RefSeq and is a predicted model, not a curated record.